This is a messenger RNA of Brassica rapa (field mustard), 2498 nucleotides long. RefSeq names its product bidirectional sugar transporter SWEET2. Gene Ontology annotation, molecular function: sugar transmembrane transporter activity. Lineage: Eukaryota; Viridiplantae; Streptophyta; Magnoliopsida; Brassicales; Brassicaceae. Gene Ontology annotation, cellular component: membrane. Gene Ontology annotation, biological process: carbohydrate transport. The record is from RefSeq and is a predicted model, not a curated record.
ACAUGGCAGCAAAUAUUUAAAAAUAAUGCAUAGAUCUGCAAUCAUUUGAACCUGGCUAUAAAUUGUUCAUUACCUUUCACAAAAAUAGAUUUUUUAUAUUUUUGUAUAAAGUUAAUCAAAUAAUAUAAAAUACUGACCGUUAAAAACAAAUGUUAACAAACUUUCUAACUUUAUUGCGAAUUUGUAUUUAUGGAUGGAAAUGUUAAAAACAAAAACAAAAGUUUUGUUUACGCAUCCCCUUGGAGUUGUCAUUCUCGGAACUUUAUCAAGUGAUUCAGAGCCAGACACACACAUGCAUUGGAUCACUAAUAGAACACAUCAACAGACGAGCCAGCAAAUGUUACUAUUUUAUUAUUUAAGAAUUAUUAAUGUGUAGGAGAACGUGACUGUGGAAUGUAAGCCACAGAAAAAACUCUCAAAACACAAUCCAAGGAUGGAAAAUUUUGAGUGGACAGCGAUGAUCAUAGAUAAACGAGUGGGGUUCAGCGUCGACAGAGAGCAACUUUUUGAGCUCAAGUUCAAUCGAUAAGACAUUUACUUUAAGCGCCCCUUGGACAUCGUUUUCACAUGUUGCAAAUCUAGCGAUUUCUAAAUAUUCGUGAAAAUGAAAUAUCCAAAGACAAUAUGACAAAGUAAAAUCAGUACGAACGAGUUACCUAGCAAUCACACAAAAGCAGUUAUUUUAUUUUAAAUGACUGAAACCAGAUUUAUAUAAAUUUUAAUCUCAAAAUAAACAUAUACAUAAAUGUUGUUAACCUGCUGUCAUCUUCUCUUGAAAAAUCAUCCCGUUUAUUUUACAAUGUCGUAAUUUAUGUUUUCGAGAGUAGAUAAUUUUCUCUAAUUAUUGUAAUCAAUCAAGUUGAGAAGUAAUUAAAAAUAAGUUGUGUUAAAAAAAUGAGUAAGCAAUUAACAUGAUGUAAUUUUUUAGAUAGUUUGGGGAUUUGAAACCCUUAGCCCGUCCAAAUCUUUUACAUUCUAUUUCUAACAGAGACAAAUUAUAUUUGAAGCAUAAACAAUCAAUGAGAUCAAGCAGGUGUUAAUACUCAAAUAUCAAUUUAUACAGUAGAAAUAUUUGAUAGAUUAUAUGAACAUGUUUAUAAUGUUUGUACUUUGUUUAACAACUAUGCAACUUCACGUCACUUUUUAGUUUUGUUUUAAUGUAUCGCAAGAUGGUAGAAAAGUACACAGCUAAAUCUGGACCGCAUAUAUAUAGUCGUAUGCAUUCAAUCUUUUGGUCCUUACUCAAGAAACUCUUCUUCCCUCUACAAAUCUUAUUUAUUACUUCUGACUCCAUAAGAGCAGAACAGAGCAAAGAAGAAAAAGCUGAAUCUUUGAUCUUCUAAAGGAAAAUCAAGGGGACUUUGACAGAGAAGCUUUCCUAUGGAUGUCUUUGCUUUCCAAGGUUCUUUCUCCAUGUGGAAAGAUGUUGCCGGAAUCGCAGGCAACAUAUUUGCAUUUGGACUAUUCAUUUCACCAAUGCCAACGUUUAGGAGAAUAUUGAGGAACAAAUCAACCGAGCAAUUCUCUGGUUUACCAUACAUAUACUCUCUCUUAAACUGCUUGAUCUGCCUUUGGUACGGCUCACCUUUCAUAUCCCAAAGAAACCUCAUGCUAGUGACUGUGAACUCCGUUGGAGCCACUUUUCAGCUUUGUUACAUUAUCCUCUUCAUCAUGCAUACAGACAAGAAGAAUAAGAUGAGGAUGCUAGUUUUGCUUCUUGUGGUGUUUGCUGUGGUUGGAUUGAUUGUAGCUGGAAGUUUACAGAUACCUGAUAAGCUCGCACGAUGGUACUUUGUUGGGUUCUUGAGCUGCGCUUCUCUUGUCUCCAUGUUUGCCUCGCCUUUGUUUGUUAUUAACUUAGUGAUUCGGACUAAGAGCGUGGAGUUUAUGCCGUUUUAUCUCUCUCUAUCAACGUUCUUGUUGAGUGGUUCCUUCCUCCUUUACGGGUUAUUCAAUAGCGACGCCUUUGUUUACACACCAAAUGGAAUAGGAACGAUUCUUGGCAUUGUGCAGUUGUCUUUGUACUGUUACUACCACAGGAGUUCUAUAGAAGAAGAAACAAAAGAGCCUUUAAUUGUUUCUUAUGUGUGAGAUCAAUGGUGGGAAAAAAAAGAAAACAAGAAUGUGGAUACAUACAAGAUUCUUUGUUGUUUAUAUUAUUGUCUAUACAUUGUCUAGCACCUUGUGUCUAUAUCUACCGGCUUUCGUUAUCUCAUGGCGUGAAGAUGUUUAUCCUCUCGGCUUCUGUCAUGAACGAAAGAUGGAGAUCUCUUCUCAGUUUUGAUGGCUCAUUUGCUGAAGAUUAUCUGAGACCACAUGAAAGGAUUUCGUUUUUUUUUUUGUGUGAUGGAAAUCUCUGGUGCAUGGUAUAUAAUAUAUCUGAAGAACAUUUGUCCAUAUGUUGUUUGUCUUAGAAGAUUAUUCUAUUUGUUUGUUCAUAUGAUUUUACAUCUUUUUUCAAAAAUGUAGAAUAAACUUUGCAUAUUCUUGUAGCAAAA